AUAGCAACGACCGGUAGCGUCAAAAUGGCGACCUUUAAUACAAUUAAAGUUUAAUUUAUGAACAGUUGUAAACAUUUAAGCUGAAUAUAUAUAUUUUUAAUUUAAAAUAGAAGUGUGUUAAGAUGAAAUUUGUAUCAUCAAUUAAUUGGAAUACUGUAAAAUAGUACAAUUUGUUGACCAGAAUAAAGAUUGGGACAUAUUAUUCAGUUACAACAAGAGUGGUAUUGAGCCUUUAAAGGAGGUAUGGCUCUAAUUUUUGGAACCAUAAAUAGUAAAAGGUUCAGUUAUGUCCCUUGAUGCCAUGACAACGAUAGAUGAACGGGAAAGAUUGAUUCCGGAGUGCCAGCCAUGUUAUUCUGGUUUUAAACCCAGGCCUGUCGAAAAACUAGCAACACGAAGAAAACCCGUAUCUGUUCUAGACAUAGAAUGUAGAAACUUUUUACGGACCAGCUCCAGCGAUUUUACGAAUGGACAACCGUCGGUGGAACAGAGAUUAUGGAUGGAAGCCGGUAAAUGUGGUCCACCAUAUCCUCAAAAACCUGACGCCAGCUACAAUAGUAAUGUUUGGCGAAACUUUCGCAAGCAGUUUGGCUUUAAUACCUCCGCCGAAGGGCGGAAGAUAUCGGAAGUUAUUGCAGCAAUGUAUCCCUUAAAUAUCCCUCGGCCAUCUAAAAUAGGUGAUCAUAGCUUUACGAAAUAUAUAAGUGAGAGUAAUUUAUUCCAAGAUGAAAAAUUUAAAGACAUAGCAAUAAGACGAACACGAGCCGAUCAUCAGGAAUUGAAGAGAUUAAAAAUAAAAAGUGAUGGUAGAAAUCCACCAAUAGAUCAAGAUGGAAAAAUUUUACCUCCAGAGAAUUUUAAGAAGUAUGUUCAUCGUUUUAUCCCCCCUCCUGGUGACCGUGAUUUCCUGUCGUCCCCUCUACCGGAGGAAUUGUGUAAACCGGAUCUAUUCGGACGACGCUACAACACAACAAACAGACCGGAUUAUAAACCCCACUUGUGGAAAUUAACAUAUCGUUUAAAUAAACCAGAAUACGACGCAGUUCAGACAGCCAUUCGAGAACGAAAAGAGAGAAAUAAUGGAAGAAAAACUAGUCGGGCCGCUCCGUCGCCAGCAUCUUUAUGAAAAAGAUUUUUGUGACAUUCUUGUUGGUUAACCCUUAUGACCCGAGCGGCCGAAAGACCGGCCUGGAUGCUCCUUGACUGGAGUACCGCUCGGGUCUUAAAGGGUUAAAUAAUUGUAUAUUUUUGGCCCGUUUCAUUCUAUUUGGGUCAGUGUGUCGUCAGUGUGUCUGACUUUCCGUAUCAGUAUUGUGGUAUAUCUUGCUCAAAAACAUUUAUGCUAUUUCAUAAUUAAUCCCCCAUAUGCCAUCAAUCUGAUUAAAACACAGAUUCAAUUUUUUUUUCGUUUUUUUAUAGUUCAAAAUUUCGUUUUACUUGUCUUUACUACACUGGGAUCUGGAAGAGUUGUUAUAUUAGCGGCAUUUUGGUUGAAGUGAGGGAUAAGCCAAUGAAACGGUCUGUUACAGCGACUUCUUGGCGUGCCAUGCACGGAACUAUGGGUAAACUACUAGAAAAGCCAACGCUGACUGAUUAAUCAAUGUCUGACAUCAUAGGGUCAAAACUCAAAAGCCACUCGUACGACCCCUGAAAGAACCUUCAAGUACAACUUGUCAGAUCUUCAUGUAGUGUAGGCCAUUGAAAGUAUAAAAAAAAACGAAAUGAAAUAUAGAUCUGUAUUUUAAUCAGAUUGAGAUGCCAUGAAAUGUUCUGCUCUGACUCGACUAAUGAAGACGGGCAUACGCCAUACAGUGUGCUUAGGGGGGAAUUUUGCCCCAACAGUGGCACUACGGCCUAUAGGAUUUUUUUACAUGCAUGCCAAUUUGUACACAGGACUUCAGUUUUCGUCCCAUCCGAAUGACUAUACAUUGUCGCAUAAAAAUGAAAUGAAACAGGGGUUUAAUGUCCUACUCUGAUUAGGAUGAUGAACACAGGCAAGGGACCUCAGUUUUUCGAUAUAAGAGUGGGCCGUAGGGCCACUGUCCGGGCAAAAUUUCCCUCAUAGCACACAGUAUGGUAUAUGCCCAUCUUCAUUAGUCCAGUCGGAGCAGAACAGUAGGACGUUAAACCCCCAAAACUGGGAACCCACCUGGAACGUCUUGUUUAUUGAGCCAGCCCUUACUAAGUCACUACGGCUCCCAUCUAAUCUGAAGACUCCCGAAAACAACUCUAUAAAGUAUUGUCUUGAUGGAAACAAACGUAAAUUUCUAGUAUGUAGUCAAAUUGAAAAUUAUUUUCCUACUAACUGAAAGAGAUCUCCCAAGUGCUAAUGCCUCUUUGAUGUUCAUAUUGAGUUACUCAAGCACUACUCUGUUAUAUAUAAUUCUAAAGUCCAAACAGUAUUAUUAUUAUUAUUACCUCUUUCUAUUUUGCUAUUGUAUAUAAUCAUACUAUAUAUAUAUUUGAUUAUUUUAUGGUUUGAAAUAAACGAUUUUAUCUUUUAAGUA
This is a messenger RNA of Patella vulgata (common limpet), 2507 nucleotides long. RefSeq names its product testis-expressed protein 52. The coding region runs from base 287 to 1126 and encodes 279 amino acids. NCBI's taxonomy places the organism in Eukaryota, Metazoa, Mollusca, Gastropoda, Patellidae. The record is from RefSeq and is a predicted model, not a curated record. The transcript is spliced from 4 exons.